AACCCCCACCCGCGGACAUGAUCCCCCGCGAUGGAGGAUCCGGGCCCGUCGUCCGCCGCCCCUGAGCCUCCCCCGCCCCCGCCGGAGGAGGGGGCCGGCUGGGUGCUCCUUCCGCCCAGCGAGGUCGAGGGCAUCGACGAUCCCAAGGUCAUCCACUGGGAGGACCUGCAGCAGGAGCUCGCCCGCCUCUGGAGCCUCUCCGCCGCGCUCCAAUCCGUCAGGGACCGCAAGGCGCAACUCGCCGCGCGACUCGAGUCCUCCAUUGAGGCUAGACGGGCAUUUCUCCAGCAGGAUAAUGAGUUGGCUGAAAUGAGGCAGAGACUGCAAGAGCAUACUCAUCAUCUGGGGGAUUUGAAAGUGCGCACAAAGAAAUCUUCAGAUGACAUUGGGGAUAAAAGGGAACAGCUUUGCGUCAAAAUUAGAACAUUGUCUGUGGCAAGCAAAACUCUUGGCACGGCGCGCAAUAAUCUUGAGGAAGCUAAUAAAUUGCUGUCAGCCGAAAAUGGUCAUGGGCACCUUAAAAAUAUGGAACAGAAGUUACGGAAAAGACAGCAAUAUAUGGUAACGCAAGUUUCCCAGAUAUAUCCUGUGAGGCCUUUGGAUGAACAAUCUCCAUGUCACAAGCUUGGAACUACCACUAGCAUCAUCAAAACAAGCACUGCUGAAUCAAUUUUGCCAAAAGGCUCUCAGAAAAGACCUCUGGCCAUAUUGGGUCUACAGUUGUUGAAGCCUACUGCCAAAAAGACCGGCUACUUCAGUGACAAGACUGAUUUUCAGAAAUCUUCUACUGUUCUGGGAUAUGCUGCACAUGCAGUCUCCCUCAUUGGAUCCUAUCUCAAUGUUCCUCUUCGCUAUCCGUUGCGCUUUGGAGGUUCACAGUCAUAUGUACUUGAUCAUGCGCCUGCAGUAGAGCCAUCAUCUAUAACUUCAGUUGUGAGUUCUGUACAUCCGAGCACAAGCAUGAAGACGAUGGAAUUCCCUCUGUUUUUUGAUGGCCAGGAGACAACAAGAUCGGCAUAUGCAGUAUUCUUAUUAAAUAAGGAUAUUGAACAACUUUUGAAUUACAUUGGCGCUGAAAGUCUUGGCCCGAGACAUGUAUUAGCUAACCUCAACCAGCUGACAACAAUCAUCCAGUCGCAACAAUACAUUUCUAGUUGAUGGAUUCCCCUAAUUUUUUUUUGGAGUUGCUGAGUGCGAUAAGUGCAGAUAUGGAUUGGUGCUAUUUUUUACAGGCACCAUUCUUUUCUCAUGACACAGAAGGCUCCAUGUUUCUGCUGAUAUGUUCAUGUAAACGAGUAAAUGAACUUGCUGGUGUAGAAUGUAAUCAAGAUGUGGAUAAUAGAUGAGAUGCUAGCUAUCAGGUCAUGCUGCCUCUUCCUUCGAGAAUUGUGAUCUGUAGUAGUGUGUUUCCCCUUAGCGAUGGCAUUUUGUUGCCGUUCCUACAUAAACUAUGCCCGUCUCUGUACACGUUUCUGUUGUCUUCCUCUGUGGAGCACUUUUGUUGGAGCACUUUUGAGCCAUGGUGAACGAGUGCCUGUGCGAUGGGGGAGGAAACAUUGGAGAAUGUUGCUAUCAAGGCUAAGUAGAGAGAAAUCUGGAAGUCAAGCCAUCCAUAUGAGAAGAGAGCUUCCGAUGGUAUUUGCAUGAUAAGUGUUGAAGACAAUGCUACGUCAGGCUAUUCUGUCCUUUGUGCAAGUACUUGUAGAUGUAUUGAGGCCAACGUCGUUAUAGAAAGAGAAGCUUGUCAAUGUAAUCUGGGAGAAGGUCGAGCUGCAAGAACUUGAGCACCAAUACUGAAGUCAAGAACCAGAAUCAGUGCGUCCCGUGGAACUUGUGAGCUCGUUCUGGCAACCUAUCAUGAGCAGGUCCGACUCUGAAUCUGAUCUUGCUGAGAGUUGUUCGGAUGCAUCAUGUCUUACGUCAUGCUGAUAAAGGAUGAGUUGAACCCAGCGGUAAAUCUGGGAAAUGCGAUCACCUCAGCUCAAAUGAAGAUGGCGGAGCAGAAGGAUGCUAUCAAGAAAAUAAUAGUAGCAUGGAGAGUACGAUGGGUGUGCAGAGAGCCGCAUUCUGGAAGUGGAACUUGAGAAUAUGUUAAUGGACCUGCAAGCCGCCGGUGCAUCUCAGAAACUGGAGACGCGUUUGGCCUUCAGUUCCCAUCCAUUUCCUACCCAUUUGGUUGUUCAAAUCCAGAGGUCAAGCUAGAGUAGCCGCAUAUUCCUGACUCGGCAGCAUCUGCUCUCCUCCCACGGAGGAAUCUAGUUUUUUUUUCUUUAAGGUCGACGGGCUACUCGUUCAUCCUUCAUCUAGAGUCAGGACAGCUAGAAUCACAAUAUGGUUGUGACUCGGACAGUGGUGCCAAGUGCCAAGCAGAGGGGAGCAAUCUAUAAAUCUACGGUAUAAAUGGCAAGAUUGUUCAAUGGUUUCAGUGCAUAGGUGAAGAGAUCAGAACCUAGAGUGCAGCAAUUCGACACCUCAUAUGCCAUGUAAGCUGGAAAGUAAGGUCUCCUCUUUUGUUUUUUUCGCCCCCUCUGAAACCAAAGUUUUCUACUAUUUUGUAAUGUUUGCUUAACACUCCUGAAUCUCUAACCUUUACGAGGACAACGGCGUACAACGAAGGGAAGGGGGAAAAACAAAAAAAACGACAAGUACUGGGCCGCUCGGCUCCGACUAGCAUCCCACCAACUUGGAGCCCAGGCCCAGAAAACAAACACAUCUGCUCUGCUCCAACGGUCACCAGGUCCAACCCCAAAACUGAGCGCGAAGGAAGCUGGACUGCUGGAAGCCAAGAACCCCAUACUCCGGCCGGCUGCCCUUCCGUCUACCGAUCAAGAGCAAUCAGGAGCCGCAGCGCCUUCCGCCGGGCACCUGAUUGCCGGCCGAUCAAGAGGAGGAUCGUUCACUUGCUCCUCACGCCGCGACCCCCUCACCCCACCCGGCCCCAGACCCGGCCCCAGGAAGAUGUUAGAUAAUGCCAGAACUUAAUAUUAGCGGCACUUUAUCCAGAAUCUUAACAUAACCUAGUUCAUGACAAAUCAAUCUAAUGCGGAAUAAAUGGUAAUCAUUAUACCAGCGUUAGCAGUAGCAGCCGCCAUUUACGCCUGAUCCGUAGAGGAAGUAGGCGUUCUUGUCGGUGUAGGAGGUGCAGCAGCGAAUCGGCGUCCUCCGGGCGCCAACGGGAGUGCUUGGCCUUCCAAACCCCUCCAAUGCCUUUAGCGAUCAGACUAGCGGUGGCUAGGGUUUUAGAUUGAGAUUAUUAGGACAUUAAGGUGCUAACCACGACCUUGUGUUUAUAGGCACUGUGGGGCUGGUAGCCAGCCUCUAGAAACAGGCCUAAUGGGCCUGCUGAUCACAGCCCAUUAGGGUUUUAUCAUUAGGUUUCCUUAAUCACGUUUAGAUGGUUUAAACGUUUCCUUAACAGUGAAGAUCACAAUAUCUUAAAUGAAAUUUAUUUCCAACAUUCUCCCACUUGAUCGAACGGUUAAGGCUAAUAUUCAUAUCAUACUAAGGUUCACCCUUAGUAAUAAUAGAAAGUACCGGACCAAUGCGUCGUCAGUAGCUUGAUGCACUACUGGGACCCCAUUACCCACAGUCUCACUGAAACACCUCGGUAGAACGCUUAUUCAUUAGUUGGGAGUUAUAAUGGCCCUAAAACCAGGACCUAAAAACUAUCCACCAAACCCAUAUUAGUAACGUGCUGCUUAAACACGUUCGGUGGUAAGCUUUUAAUGAGCGGAUCCGCUAACAUAGAAUUAGUUCUUAUAUGCUCAAUCUUAAUGGUUCGAUCCUGGCAUCUUUGUUUCACAACACGAUACUUAAGGUCAAUGUGUUUGGAAGCACCACAUGACUUGUUGUUACUCGAAAAGAAUACUGCAGACUGAUUAUCGCGGUAUAACGUUAUAGGUUCCGUAAUGCUGUCAAUUAUCUUGAGGCCCGUAAUAAAAUUCUUAAGCCAAACAGCCUGUCCAGUUGCUUCAUAGCAUGCCACAAACUCAGCUUGCAUCGUCGACGCUGCAACUAAACUUUGCUUAGAGCUUUUCCAUGAUAUAGCUCCACCAGCUAACGUGUAGAUAUAUCCUGAUGUAGAUUUCCUACUAUCCACACACCCAGCAAAGUCAGCAUCAAUAUAACCCACAACUUCAAGGUUAUCUGAUCUUCUGUAUGUGAACAUGAAGUCUUUAGUGCCUUGGCAGUAACGUAAUACCUUCUUGACACCAACCCAGUGGACCUUCCCGGGAUUUUUCUGAUAUCUUCCAAACAUUCCGGUAGCAAAAGCCAAGUCAGGACUCGUACAGACUUGUGCAUACAUCAGGCUUCCGACAGCUGAAGCAUAAGGUAUGUCCUUCAUCUCAUCUGAUUCCAAUUGGUUCUUAGGACAUUGGGCUUCACUAAACUUAUCGCCCUUCGCUAAUGGAACAGGUGUGGCCUUACUCUUAUCCAUAUUAAAUCUCUUAAGCAUUUUCUCAAUAUAUGCUUUUUGAGACAAUCCUAGUACUCCUUUGGUCCUAUCUCGGUGUAUCUCAAUGCCCAGAACAUAAGAGGCUUCACCAAGAUCUUUCAUAUCAAAAUUGGAUGAAAGAAAUCCCUUUGUCUCAUGCAGCCUACGUUUAUCGCUGCUCGCUAAUAGAAUAUCAUCCACAUAAAGCACUAGAAUUAUAAAUUUACCACCCUUUAUCUUAGUGUAGAUAUAAUUAUCCACAUCAUUUUCCUUAAAUCCGAAUUUCUUAAUCACUUGAUCGAAUUUAAGGUUCCACUGUCUUGACGCUUGCUUAAGCUCGUAAAUAGAUUUCUUAAGUUUGCAUCCUAAAUGUUCCUUGCCCUUCACAACAAAACCUUCUGGUUGUGCCAUGAAGAUGGUCUCAUCCAAAUCACCAUUCAAGAACGCAGUUUUGACAUCCAUCUGAUGUAGCUUUAAGUCAUAAUGAGCUACUAGCGCCAUAACGAUUCUGAAUGAAUCUUUCUUAGAUACAGGGGAGAAAGUUUCAUUAUAAUCAACCCCUUCCUUUUGUGUAAAACCUUUAGCUACAAGCCUUGCUUUGAAUCGUUCGACAUUCCCUUUAGAAACACGUUUAGUCUUGUAGACCCAUUUACAGCCUACUGGAUUGACUCCAUUAGGAAUAUCUACCAGAUCCCAAACAUCAUUGGAACUCAUGGACUUAUACUUUUCUUCCAUGGCCUCAACCCAUUUGGCAGAGUUCUCACAUGAUACUGCCUCUCUAAAUGAGUUAGGAUCAUCAGCUUUCCCAAUAUCAUACAUAUCUUCACUUAAGUAUGUCUCAUAAUCAGGGAAAACUGUCUGUUUCCUAACCCGCUGUGAUCUUCUUAAUGGUUCAAUAGGCUGAAGUAUACUGGAAUCGCCACCCUGUCGCCCCACAAUGAAAGGGUCCUCCCUGGUGCGGUUGAAGAUGUAGUUACGCAAUGGGUUCAAGCGAUCCCGGACAGCCAAGAAUCCAUACAGCUGAACUGGACCAUCAGUGGCAGCACUAGUAUGAGCCAGCUUGAGAGAGAAGAUCUGCAUCAUGGCACAUCCGCGGUGAACUUUGCAAGCCCACAUGUUUGGCUGGCAGUCGGUUGGAGUCGACAUCAUCAUUGGCUUCAGAAGGGCUGAGCAGCAAUAGAGAAUCAUGCAUAAGGAUAUGAAAAAAAAAUCAGCCCCAACUUUGUAUCAAAAGGAAAUAAAAAAAGAAAAAUAAAAUCCAAGAGGGUAGAUUAUAGAUAGAAGCAUGGUUUGAAUUAGCGCACAAUGCACUGCCAUGGGCACAAAAUUCUACUCAUUUUAAACUUUUGAAAGUGUGUUCAUUAAUGAAUUCCCAGCAUUUUUCUAACCCAUGAAGAAUGCUAUCAGUUCCAUAACAUACUAAGCAUAAAGUAGAAUGGUUUGAUACCAAAGAAUAGAAUUUUAUACCGAAAUCACAAUGUACUAAGGGAGUAGUACAACUUGAUAUAUAAUAAAAAAAAGUCGAAUUCCGUAUUAAUAUGGUAAUGUAUUACGAAUAGAGUUGAAGAAUUGAUAUAAAAUUGCUAAAUUUGAUAAAUGAUGAAACUUGUGCAUGCGGGAUAUGAGAGGAAGAGAGGCAGGGGAUGGGAGGCGUACUCUCUCUGGUAUCGGCGACAUGAUAGAACCUGUGCCAAAAUUGGGUGCCCCUGUAGAUGGAUCCGUCACCAUGCUUACUGCAGUCAAGCAAUGCGCAGUUUAUCCCGUCCCAGCUCCAAGCUAGCAUACCGGACUCGUCGCCGUCUUCGUCCGACGACUCCUCCGCCUCGUCUGGCCGCCGGCGGCCGGCGUCGUCGCUCUCCAUCCCCUUCCCUCGUUUUCCAGUUAGACCUCGGUGAGGUUUAGUUAGGGUUCCCUCCUCUGGUUUGGCUCUCGUCCGCUUUUAUCAAUUUGGAGAGAGAUCCGACUCCGAGCCGGUUCCGCCGCCGUGCCGCAGACGCAGAUAUUUAUUUCACCAAUCCUAUCCUCUUCUCCUCUCCUCUUCGCUUCCCCAACAACAAAACGGCAAUAGUAACAGAUACGGGGCCUCUUUUGCAAAAUGUACUGCAGCUUCUCUUCUUGAAGGAAUUUCGAUCGAAUGGCUGGAGGCGCAAUGGAGCCGCAGCAGGCUCAUUAAAAGCCAGCCAAAAUUCAGGAUCAUAUCAACAAAAAGAAAAGGGGCACCAGAGGUUCCAGUUGAAACAGUUCAUCAUCAAAGCAAUCAGGUCAUUGAAGAGCACCAUCAAGCUGCAAGUUCGGCUCUUUGUUACAGCACAUUCUUCUCCACCCCCCAAAAAAAAUGUUCUUACGAAUUGAAUAAGACAGGAUAAAAUCUAGGAGCAGAUAUCCUCCAAAAAAGGUAUGAAACAGGACUGCUGUUAGACACUUCAACUCAUAUGAGCCUAUCAUACCAUACUUUCUUAUUUUCUUCCCUCCAGAUACAUCAAGAAUCUUUUGCAGUGAGCUUCUUAUAAAACUACAAGAGUUACAGAGAGAUCA
Molecule: messenger RNA, 6970 nt
Organism: Panicum hallii
Lineage: Eukaryota; Viridiplantae; Streptophyta; Magnoliopsida; Poales; Poaceae
Product: UV radiation resistance associated protein-like
Exons: 8
Coding region: 31-1158 (375 amino acids)
Biological process (GO): SNARE complex assembly
Cellular component (GO): endosome; lytic vacuole
Molecular function (GO): SNARE binding
Source: RefSeq, a predicted model, not a curated record